Molecule: messenger RNA, 3195 nt
Organism: Candida dubliniensis CD36
Lineage: Eukaryota; Fungi; Ascomycota; Pichiomycetes; Serinales; Debaryomycetaceae
Gene: TRK1
Product: Trk1p
Exons: 1
Coding region: 1-3195 (1064 amino acids)
Biological process (GO): potassium ion import across plasma membrane; intracellular potassium ion homeostasis
Cellular component (GO): plasma membrane
Molecular function (GO): high-affinity potassium ion transmembrane transporter activity
Source: RefSeq, a predicted model, not a curated record
AUGUUGUACAGAAUAUCCGGAUUCUACAAACGCCACACCCGAAACUUCACCAAUAUUGACUAUGGAUACUACGUUAGAAAUUUUAUCCACCAUAUAGCAUCAAAAAUAUACCCCUAUGCCAAGGUUGUGCUACCCAAUUUCCGGGCUGUUCAUUACUUUUACAUUCUCACCUUGGUCAUUUUGGGAUCAAUAUUGGUGUAUCCGGUAAAGACAUGUGCAUAUAUUGACGUUUUGUUUUUCACGGCGGGGGCCUCCACCCAAGCAGGUUUGAAUACCGUCAAUGUCAACGACCUAUCCCUAUACCAACAAAUUAUCUUGUAUUUGUUGACCACUAUGGCAACGCCAAUAUUUAUUCAUGGCUCAUUGCUUUUUGUCAGACUUUAUUACUUUGAGCGUCAUUUCGAUAACAUUAAAGAACGUUCGUUAAUGGACUAUAGAAUGCGGAAGUCUGCAACACUUGCGAGGAUGGGAUCGGCACCAACAAUGAGUUCAACAAGAUUAAACACUUUCAAUAACCAAGUAUUGGGGUUUCAAGCGCAGGAGGCGGAAAAGGGGUCGUCUUCAUCGCCCCAGUCGUCAUCGUCACAAACAAGCCAACCAGUGCUGGCGGCUUACAAUGAACAAAGCGGGAACAGUAUAGAGCACCAUAGCGAGCCUUCAGAUAGUUAUGAGGAGGAGAAUCGUGAUGGCCCUGUCAGUAUCCAGGAGAAAAUUCAUUUUGAAGAACCACAGAGACCAAGACCUCAACAUCGACACAGUCGCACCGAUUCUGGUAUCAAAUUCAGUGCUUUGCCUCAUCCCAGAAGAAGGAAAUCAAUUGAUCCUGAAGAUAUGUAUCGCUCCAUCAAUAUGUUACAAGAGCACAAGAAGAAUCAAGAGGCUAGAUCUAAGGGAAUUCAGUUUUUGAACAUCGGUUCACUGGCUCGUAGAAAAACUCGCGGCUCAAACAUCGAGGUUUCUGCUGAUCAAGAAGACGAUACUAAUUCUUUGCGUGACGAUGGAAUUACUCCCGCAACAAAUAGCAUAGGUGCCAGCAAUAACGAAGAGGAUGAAGACGAUAUUUUGAUUAUUAAGCCACCAAUAGAAAUAGAAAAUUCAGACGGGGCAAAUCCAAUAUUCACUAAAAAGAAGAAACGAACACCAGAGAUACAGCUUAAAGAAACUCCUGGAAAAGCAAAGAAAUGGAUCACCUCAAAGAAGCGCAAAAACUACAACCCCUGGACAAGCAAGUUGAAGAAAACAUUAUCAAAUUCAAGUAAAAAAGGAUCUAUAAAUGUUGCACCGACUGAUACUGAAGAUGACGGGGAAGAAGAGGAUUAUGCAUCAAUAGAUUCUGAAAACAGUGAUAUUUCAGAUGGCAAACAAGUGGCCAACCAUGCUGAAGGCAAUGAUAGUGAUAAUGUAGGGUCAUAUGAGGACGAUGAAGACAUAGAAGACGAUAGCAAUGAUGAACAUGAACAAGACGACGACGACGACGAUGAUGAAUGCGAGAGGAGUCUAGAAAAUGGUGCAUCAUUAAUUAAGGCACAAUCUAAUUUGGUAUUGCCAUCAAAAGACGAAACUGGUGGAAGGAAAUAUACCAAGAGAAGCAAUACCCUCGAUGUUCCGCAACACAACACGAGCGGUGGGCGCAAAACUCGAAACAAAGCAACAAAGCGGAAAAUUCCGAGAGCACAAAGGAAUGCGUCUUUUAAUCAACAUUCCAAUGUUUCGAUUGGCGAUGGCUCAAUAGAAAAUGUUGACACAAACGAUUCGUACCAGAGAUUAUCGCGAACAAUGAGUGGUAAUUAUCUAUCGUGGACGCCCACUGUUGGUCGAAACUCUACAUUUAUUAAGUUGACAGACGAGCAAAAAGAGGAGUUAGGAGGUAUCGAGUAUCGGGCAGUUAAGUUGUUGAUCAAAAUUAUUGCAGUCUAUUAUGUGGGAUUCAAUAUUAUCCCUGGUGUAAUGUUGCUGAUAUGGAUUUAUUGUAUGCCUCACUAUAAAAAUUUGAUGAUUAGCAACUCGAUCUCCCCUGCCUGGUGGGCGUUUUUCACACUGCAGUCGUCAUUCAACGACUUGGGCUUAACUUUAACGUCCAAUUCUAUGAUGUCUUUCAACCAGAAUGCCUUUGUACAAAUCCUCUGCUCAUUUUUGAUUGUCAUUGGGAACACGGGGUUUCCCAUAUUAUUGAGAUUCAUAAUCUGGGUCAUGUUCAAAACGGCAAGGCCAUUAUCUUUGUAUAAGGAGUCUUUAGGGUUCUUGUUAGAUCACCCACGUCGCUGUUUUACGUUGUUAUUUCCUUCUGUUCCUACUUGGUGGUUGUUUUUUAUAUUGGUAGUAUUGAAUGGGUUUGACUUGGUCAUAUUCUGCAUACUUGAUCUCCACGACGAGUCUUUCAAAGGAGUUGAUAUGGGCUAUAGGGUUUUGAAUGGUUUGUUCCAAGCAUUUUGCACUAGAACUGUGGGAUUUUCAGUAAUGGAUUUGUCGCUGUUGCAUGCGGCAACUCAGGUGAGUUACUUGAUCAUGAUGUAUAUUUCUGUUUUGCCCAUUGCUAUUUCCGUGAGACGAACCAAUGUUUAUGAGGAACAGUCUUUGGGGGUGUAUGCAAAGGAGAAUGCUGAGGGUGUCGAUGAGAACGCACCAUCAAACUAUGUUGGGUCGCAUUUGAGAAACCAAUUGUCAUAUGAUUUGUGGUAUAUUUGUCUUGGGUUGUUCAUAAUUUGUAUUGCCGAGGGUAAGAGAUUGCAAGAGCAGGACCUACGCUUUUCGAUUUUUGCAGUUCUUUUUGAAAUAGUCAGUGCUUACGGUACAGUGGGGAUGUCUAUGGGAUACCCAGGCGUGGACUGCUCUCUUAGUGGUGAAUUUAAUGUCAUUUCAAAGUUGGUGAUUAUUGCGAUGAUGAUAAGAGGAAGACAUAGAGGAUUGCCAUACACUAUCGAUCGUGCUAUCAUGCUACCUAAUGCAGCCAUGAAACGUCAUGACAGGUUACAAGAAGAGCACGCAAUUAAUAGACACAAUACUAUGGAAAGAACAACCACACUAGGUCGUGUUGCCACUUUUGGAAAUGGACCAAUCGACGGGGGCAAUAAUUUGUUAACUCGAGCAAUUACUAAUAUCGAACAGAGAUGGAGGACCAGAAGAGAUGGGCGGUCUGAGAGUCUGACUGUGAGUGAGGAUCCCCGUUAUGUAGUAAGAACUGUGAGUGAAGUAUGA